Molecule: messenger RNA, 1467 nt
Organism: Quercus lobata
Lineage: Eukaryota; Viridiplantae; Streptophyta; Magnoliopsida; Fagales; Fagaceae
Product: polygalacturonase-1 non-catalytic subunit beta-like
Exons: 2
Coding region: 126-1148 (340 amino acids)
Source: RefSeq, a predicted model, not a curated record
ACUACUUGAUUUUUUAUAGUUCUGGUAUUCUUGUAUGAUUUUCCUAUAAAUAUCGACCUACUAUAAACCAACAAACUCGCUAACACUAAACUCACUUUCCCCUUUCCCUCUACAAAAACAUAAUAAUGCACACAAAAAAACUGAUCAGCCCCAUGACUCCUCUCCUUCUCUUACUUUUUUUCUCGUCUCUCACUGUUGGGUCCGCCUCUGCUUCCGCUGGUGAAAACUUGUACACCCCAAAAGCCAAUCUGAUUCGGUAUUGGAACAAAGAGGUCAAAAACAAUCACGCCAACCCAACCUUUCUCCUAUCCAAAGCGUCCCCAUUGAGCGCGGUCGACGCAGAAAGAUUGUCCAAACUUGCAGCCCAGAAUGCUCUCUCCUCUCAGUUCCCCGCCAUCUGCCCCAUCGCCAACCUUUUGUGCUUCGCCGAUUCAUCCCCUACUCGUCAAGAACUCAUAUCCCGUGCCAGCGGUCCCAACAUUAGAUCAUGGUGCUGUAUUUUCUUUCAAGAAUCGAUGUUAAAGAAAGGGAAGGUGAUGCCAAUGCCGGAUAUUGAGGACAAAAUGCCUGAAAGGUCGUUUUUGCCUCGGUCCAUUUCGUCAAAAUUACCAUUUUCGACCUCUAAGAUUUCUGAAAUAAAGAAGAUUUUUCAUGCGGAUGAUAAUUCUACUAUGGAAACUACGAUAGUGAAGUCGUUGAGUGAGUGCGAGAAGGCUCCGAGCCUAGGCGAGACCAAGCGGUGCGUGGGCUCAGCUGAGGAUAUGAUUGACUUUGCAAUCUCGAUCUUGGGUCGAAACAUUGCUGUUCGAUCAACUGAGAAUGUUAAAGGGUCAAAGAAGAAUAUAAUGAUUGGAUCAAUCAAAGGGAUCAACGGUGGCAAAGUCACGCAAAUAGUCUCUUGUCAUCAAACCUUGUUCCCGUAUCUACUCUAUUCCUGCCAUUCGGUCCCAAAGGUUCGAGUCUACGAAGUGGAUAUACUGGAUCCGAAUUCGAAGGCUAAGAUCAAUCAUGGUGUUGCCAGCUGUCACAUGCACACGUCGAAUUCAAACCCGAAUCAUGCUGAAUUGACUAUAGCAUCAGGUCCUGGUCAGAUCAGGGCUUGCCACUGGGUUUUCGAGAAUGAUCUAAUCUGGACAGUUUCUAACUAGCCCUUACAGACCUUGGUCGACAAGACAUCAAGUUGAUUAAGGGUCGUUUCGUUAGGCACUUUGGAAGCUUAAAAAAGAGUUUUUAAAACCCCAAAACUCCAUUUCGUAAUAGUACUAUUCAUAACGUUUUUAUAAAUGCUCAUUUUCAACUCAAAACAUAGUUUUGCAAUAGCUUGUACAAAAAUACUCUAAUUUACCAUAUGUAUUUUGCUACUAAUAGGAAAAAUAGUUAUGGAUUUAUUUUACGUCUGGAAGAUGCUUAUUAUACUAUAUAAUUUGAGUUUUGAUGACCUUUUCAAGGUUACUUAAAUAAUUGGAU